Drosophila melanogaster (fruit fly) is the source of this 557-nucleotide messenger RNA. RefSeq lists its product as uncharacterized. The record is from RefSeq and is marked reviewed. Lineage: Eukaryota; Metazoa; Arthropoda; Insecta; Diptera; Drosophilidae. The transcript has a single exon. The coding region runs from base 23 to 532 and encodes 169 amino acids.
GUGUAUAAUACUUCAGGUUUCAAUGUCCGCUUAUAGAUUGAGUUGCAUCGGGAACGCGGAAUGGGGACCCCAUACCUCCAAUCGUUCCAGCUCACUAUUCAACUCGGAGGCCAUCGAACAGUUGCGCGAUAAGUGGACCCACUUCUUUUUUAACCUGCCAAAGGCGCCUCUCGAAUUGCAGCUGGCCAAAGCCCGAGCGAAUCGUGCACUCGAGCUGGUCAGGAGCAAGGAGAAGGCUGCUUUGGAACGGACCGAAUCCUCGCCAAGAAGUAAGUGCCGUCCACUCACUGCUCUGCACAACUCGCCGCGUACCACGAAUCGAAUGAAGCUGAUCAUGGAGACUCGCGUGCGUCCAGCGAUCGUCAAAAAGUCAAAGUCGGAGUACAAUCUAUGUCCCAGUUGUGGGCUUGUCAAGGACUCGAUUCUCAAUCACCAGCACGCCGAGCAGCGACUGAAGAAGCUACUGGCACAGCAUCCCAGUUUGCUGCCAAAACGACAGCAUAGAAGGUCAAACUAUUUGCGUAUGCUAUAACUAGAUAAAUUGCAAUUUUUCUUCC